Budorcas taxicolor (takin) is the source of this 4077-nucleotide messenger RNA. RefSeq names its product myosin IIIB (gene MYO3B). NCBI's taxonomy places the organism in Eukaryota, Metazoa, Chordata, Mammalia, Artiodactyla, Bovidae. Gene Ontology annotation, cellular component: myosin complex. Gene Ontology annotation, molecular function: cytoskeletal motor activity; protein binding; ATP binding. Gene Ontology annotation, biological process: protein phosphorylation. The record is from RefSeq and is a predicted model, not a curated record.
AUGCCCCAAAGACCUGAACUCCCUGAUGGUUUUGGGGAAGGACUUUUAAAGGCGGUGAGACAUCUGUAUGGAUUGUUUCAUUACAACGCCACGAUGCUUGGACUUGAAUCGCUUCCAGAUCCCACAGAUACCUGGGAAAUUAUAGAGACCAUAGGUAAAGGCACCUAUGGCAAGGUCUACAAGGUGACUAAUAAGAGAGAUGGGAGCCUGGCCGCAGUAAAAAUUCUAGAUCCAAUCAGUGAUAUGGAUGAAGAGAUUGAGGCAGAAUACAACAUUUUGCAGUUUCUCCCGAAUCAUCCCAAUGUUGUAAAGUUUUAUGGAAUGUUUUACAAAGCGGAUCACUGUGUGGGAGGACAGCUGUGGCUGGUCCUGGAGCUGUGUAACGGGGGCUCCGUCACCGAGCUUGUCAAAAGUCUACGUAGGUGCAACCAGCGGUUGGACGAAGCAGUGAUCUCAUACAUCUUAUAUGGGGCCCUCUUGGGCCUUCAGCAUUUGCACAAUAACCGAAUCAUCCACCGUGAUGUCAAGGGGAAUAACAUUCUUCUGACAACAGAAGGAGGAGUUAAGCUCGUUGACUUUGGUGUCUCAGCUCAACUCACCAGUACACGUCUACGGAGAAACACAUCUGUUGGCACCCCAUUCUGGAUGGCCCCCGAGGUCAUUGCUUGUGAGCAGCAGUAUGACUCUUCCUAUGACGCUCGCUGUGACGUCUGGUCCUUGGGGAUCACAGCUAUUGAACUGGGGGACGGAGAUCCUCCCCUCUUUGACAUGCAUCCUGUGAAAACGCUCUUUAAGAUUCCAAGAAAUCCUCCACCUACUUUACUUCAUCCAGAAAAAUGGUGUGAAGAAUUCAACCACUUCAUUUCACAGUGUCUCAUUAAGGAUUUUGAAAAGCGACCUUCGGUCACACAUCUCCUCGACCACCCAUUUAUUAAAGGAGUCCACGGGAAGCUUUUGUUUCUGCAGAAGCAGCUGGCCAAGGUCCUCCAAGACCAGAAGCAUCUAAAUCCUGUUGUUAAAACCAGGCAUGAAAGGAUGCACACCAAAAGACCCUAUCAUGUGGAAGAUGCUGAAAAAUACUGCCUUGAGGAUGACUUGGUCAAUAUGGAGGUCCUGGAUGAGGAUACAAUUAUUCAUCAGCUGCAGAAGCGUUAUGUGGACUUACUUAUUUACACAUAUGUUGGAGAUAUCUUAAUUGCCUUAAACCCCUUCCAGAAUCUAAGCAUAUACUCUCCACAGUUUUCCAGACUGUAUCAUGGAGUGAAACGUGCCUCAAAUCCCCCCCACAUAUUUGCAUCAGCAGAUGCUGCUUACCAAUGCAUGGUUACUUUCAGCAAAGAUCAGUGCAUUGUCAUCAGUGGAGAAAGUGGCUCUGGGAAGACAGAAAGUGCCCACCUGAUCGUUCAGCAUUUGACUUUCUUGGGAAAGGCAGAUAAUCAGACCUUGAGAGAAAAAAUUCUGCAAGUCAACUCUCUGGUGGAAGCCUUUGGAAAUGCAUGCACUGCCAUCAAUGACAAUUCCAGCCGUUUUGGAAAAUAUCUGGAAAUGAUGUUUACACCAACUGGAGCUGUGAUGGGAGCAAGAAUCUCUGAAUAUCUCCUUGAAAAAUCCAGAGUUAUAAAACAGGCGGUAGGGGAGAAAAAUUUUCACAUAUUUUAUUACAUUUAUGCUGGUCUUUAUCACCAAAAGAAACUUUCUGAGUUCCGACUUCCUGAGGAAAAGCCUCCUAGGUACAUAGCUGAUGAAACUGGAAGGGUGAUGCAUGACAUAACUUCCAAGGAGUCUUACAGAAGACAGUUUGAAGCAAUUCAGCAUUGCUUCAGGAUUAUAGGAUUCACUGACAAGGAGGUGCACUCAGUGUAUAGGAUAUUAGCUGGGAUUUUGAAUAUUGGAAACAUUGAGUUUGCAGCUAUUUCCUCUCAGCAUCAAACUGAUAAAAGUGAGGUGCCCAAUGCAGAAGCCUUGGAAAAUGCUGCCUCGGUUCUCUGCAUCAGCCCUGAAGAGCUCCAGGAGGCUCUCACCUCACACUGCGUGGUCACCCGGGGCGAGACCAUCAUCCGCGCCAACACUGUGGACAGGGCCUCAGACGUCAGGGAUGCCAUGUCCAAAGCCCUGUAUGGGAGGCUUUUCAGCUGGAUCGUAAAUCGCAUCAAUACACUCCUGCAGCCAGACAAAAACAUAUGUACUGCAGACAAUGGUAUGAAUGUGGGGAUCUUGGACAUUUUUGGAUUCGAAAACUUUCAGAGAAAUUCAUUUGAGCAGCUCUGCAUAAACAUCGCCAAUGAGCAAAUUCAAUACUAUUUCAAUCAGCAUGUUUUUGCUCUCGAGCAGAUGGAGUAUCAGAAUGAGGGCAUUGACGCUACACCCGUGAAGUAUGAGGACAAUCGCCCCCUCUUGGAUAUGUUCCUCCAGAAACCCCUGGGACUGCUUGCACUUUUGGAUGAGGAAAGUCGGUUUCCUCAGGCAACGGACCAGACCCUAGUUGAUAAAUUUGAAGAUAAUCUUCGAUGCAAAUACUUCUGGAGGCCCAAAGGAGUGGAGCUGUACUUUGGCAUUCAGCAUUAUGCUGGAAAGGUAUUAUAUGAUGCUUCUGGGGUUCUUGAGAAAAACAGAGACACUCUUCCUGCUGAUGUGGUGGUCAUACUGAGGGCAUCAGAAAACCAGCUUCUCCAGCAACUCUUCUCAAUCCCUUUGACUAAAACAGGUAACUUGGCCCAGACAAGAGCCAGGAUAACAGCAGCCUCAAGAUCUUUGCCUCCACAUUUCAGUUCUGGGAGACUCAAGGUGGACACUCUGGAGGUGAUACGGCAUCCAGAAGAAACCACCAACAUGAAGGGGCAAACCAUGGCUUCUUACUUCCGGUAUUCUCUGAUGGAUCUGCUUUCUAAAAUGGUGGUGGGACAGCCCCACUUUGUACGCUGCAUCAAGCCCAAUGAUGACCGAGAGGCCCUGAAGUUCUCCACAGACAAAGUGCGGGCCCAGCUCCGCUCCACGGGCAUCCUAGAGACAGUCAGCAUCCGCCAGCAGGGGUAUUCUCACCGCAUCCUCUUCGAGGAGUUUGUGAAAAGGUAUUAUUACUUGGCAUUCAGAGCACAUCAAACACCUCUUGCUAGCAAAGAGAGUUGCAUCGCUAUCUUGGAAAAGUCCAGAUUAGAUCACUGGCUGCUGGGAAAAACAAAGGUUUUUCUGAAGUAUUAUCAUGUCGAGCAGUUAAAUUUGCUGCUGCGGGAAGUCAUAGGCAGAGUGGUUGUGCUGCAGGCCUAUGCCAAGGGGUGGCUGGGAGCCAGGAGGUACAGAAGAGCCAGAGAGAAGAGAGAGAAGGGGGCUGUUGCCAUCCAGUCAGCCUGGAGAGGAUAUGAUGCUCGGAGGAAAUUUAAGAAAAUAAGCAACAGAAGGAGUGAGUCUGCUGUUCAUAUUCACGCAGGGUGCCCUUCAGACCAAAGCAGUGAUCCACAGCCCACCAUCACAGGGGGUCCCAGCGGAACUGCACAGGGUCAGUUCUCCAGUGAGCCUGGUGACCACAAAGUUCUGAGGGGCUCUGGCGAUCAUAAAAGCAGCCCACAAGCAGAAUCCAGCAAUGGCCAUGCAGAGACUUCAAGCACCUCUCCUGUCACUGAGAAAAAUUGGCAUUCACAAACCCAGAGUUCUUCCAAAGGAUGUGAUGUCUUCACAGGACACUCAAAUAAGCACUCAGUUUCUGGGACUGAUCUGUCUUUUCAGAUAUGCCAUGCUGCUCCAGAUUGCCCAGGACUGAGUCCUUCGAGGGGAGCCCCUGCAAAAUCUGAUUCAGAAAACGGUCUUGCACAGAAGCAGCGAACACCUCGCCGAAGAUGUCAGGAGCCCAAAAUGUUGAGUAGCCCUGAGGACACCAUGUACUAUAACCAGUUAAAUGGAACUCUAGAAUAUCAAGGGAGCAAGAGGAAGCCAAGAAAACUUGGCCAAAUCAAAAUGCUUGAUGGAGAAGAUGAAUAUUACAAAUCUCUGUCACCUGUGGACUCUAUCCCUGAGGAAGACAACUCAGUCCACCCUUUCUUUUUUUCUUCAUCUUCAAAAGGGGCAUCUUUUGCUCAGCACUGA